AUGAAGGACGACUUGAAGAUGCCUCUCAUGGCUGGUGGUCAUGCAGAGUUUGCUCAGCAGAAGAUGCGACACCACAACGGCAACGGAUUGUCCAGCAAACCGCACUCAAAGCGAAAGAGAGCCAGGUCCUGGCUUCGUCGGGCCAAAGACAUCUGCUUAAAACACACCUGGGUCCUGCCUCUUGCUCUCCUCGUCAUUCUCCUGGCCGCAUACGCCGUCAAUCCGACAGAGUCCAACCCGAUACACUAUGGCAUAUUUCUCUCCUAUCCAUUGCCGCCGGAGACACCGGGUGGGCCAGUUCUGUACGGGAAAGGGAAGCUCGAUAUCGCCUUUGUGGCAUUUUACACCAUUGUGCUCUCUUUCACCCGUGAGUUCUUGAUGCAAUGCGUGAUCCGGCCGUGGGCUCUGUAUGCCGGGAUCAAGGGCCGCUCGAAGAUCGCACGGUUCAUGGAACAAGUGUACACGGCCAUGUACUUUAGCAUCUUUGGGCCGUAUGGGCUGUAUGUCAUGAAGCAGACGGAUAUCUGGUACUUCAACACCACGGCCAUGUUUGAGAAUUUUCCGCAUAGAUCACAUACCGCGGACUUCAAAGCAUAUUACCUCCUCGAGGCCGCAUACUGGGCUCAGCAGGGCAUUGUGCUGUUGUUGAUGCUGGAGAAACCUAGGAGAGACUUUAAGGAGCUGGUUGGACAUCAUAUCAUCACGCUCGCGCUCAUUGCGCUGAGCUACCGGUUCCAUUUCACUUAUAUCGGUCUCGCCGUUUACAUCACACACGACAUUUCUGACUUCUUCCUUGCUACGUCGAAAACACUCAAUUAUCUGGACUCGCCGAUCAUCACACCCUUCUUCGCCCUUUUCGUUGCCGUCUGGGUUUACAUGAGACACUACCUUAACCUCCACAUCCUCUGGGCCGUCCUGACAGAGUUUCGAACCGUUGGACCCUUCGAACUCAACUGGGAGACCGAACAGUACAAGUUCUGGGUCAGUCAGUACAUAACAUUUGGUCUCCUGGGCUCUCUCCAGGCCAUCAAUCUGUUCUGGCUCUACCUUAUCAUCCGCAUCGCCAAAACAUAUGUCUUUGGCAACGAACUGCAGGAUGAACGGAGUGACAAUGAAGAAGACGACGAGAUUGAAGAAUCAAUCACAACCGGUGAAGCGAACGGAGUCCCCAUUCCAACACUCCUAGUCAACGGCCAUGCUACGAAGGAAAACCUCGACCCGGUUGAGAACGGAUUAUCUACCGGACUACUUUCUAACGGAAAUUCAAACGGUGCCGCCACGAAACGCAAAUGA
Messenger RNA from Nannizzia gypsea CBS 118893, 1293 nucleotides. Its product is annotated as sphingosine N-acyltransferase lac1. The record is from RefSeq and is a predicted model, not a curated record. Gene Ontology annotation, cellular component: membrane. NCBI's taxonomy places the organism in Eukaryota, Fungi, Ascomycota, Eurotiomycetes, Onygenales, Arthrodermataceae. The transcript has 3 exons. The coding region runs from base 1 to 1293 and encodes 430 amino acids. Gene Ontology annotation, biological process: ceramide biosynthetic process. Gene Ontology annotation, molecular function: sphingosine N-acyltransferase activity.